AUGGCUCCCAGCGUUCUAUACCACUGUCAUUGCCUAUCAAGUCCAUCAGGACCGCCGCCACCACCUCAUCUCGCCUCAUCGUCGCACAGCUUCCACUCACUCCAUUCUUUGUUCUUUUGUGAAGAAUGCGACGCUGUCCGUUGCAAUCGUUGUGUUUCCGUCGAAGUCAGCGGAUACUUCUGCCCCAAUUGUCUCUUUGAAGUCCCAAGUGCUAGUGUUCGUGCGGAGAAGAAUAGAUGCGCUAGGAAUUGCUUCAUGUGCCCAAAUUGCCGCAACACGCUUUCUGUUGUAUCAUCAGAUCCUCCGGAUCCAGGUGAUGGGAGACUCUCAAUAACAAUGAGCACUGUCGGUGAACCGCCGUUCUUUUUGUUCUGCAAUCACUGUAGGUGGGACUCUGCAGAAGUGGGAAUAACGUUCGAGAAGCCAACGGGUCUCGCUGCCCAGUUACAAAAAUUUGAAGAUUCAACACCCGAAUCCUUAGAAUUCGACAAGCUGAAAGAGCAUUUUGAACCAGUCAUACGCGCAUCUUCUCUUUCUGGUGUUAAUUCUUCUGCUGUCCCAAGUAGCGCCGCGCACUCACAUCAUCUUCACUCUAACUCAAUAACAGCCGCUGCUUCAGCCGCGCUUGCGCGUGACAUUCCUGGGGUAUCCAAGUACACCCCUCAUAUGCGUUCAGGGAGGGGGGCUUCAAAGGAUAAGACGUCAAAUAAGGACGAGAUGCCCGAGUAUAAGAGCAGGAUGGAUAUUGAGAGUGCGAGCCAUUAUGGCUCUGGCGGUGGCGAGGUCGAUGUAGACUUUAUGAAACAUCUGGAGAACAUAUCCGAAGUGGCUAGUGUGGAGCAGCGGUGGACGUAUAGUUGGACGACGUCUUUGCAGUCAUCGGAUUUGAGGCCUCUGCGAAUACCGUUACAUUCUAAGCGCUCUAAACGAUGCCCUGUGUGCACACAUAUCCUCAUCAAGCCUGAACAGAAGGCGCAGUCUGUGCGGUACAAGAUCAAGCUUGUAGCUUCUAGUUACCUGCCCGCUAUCACGGUAGCCCUUCCGCAUCAACAGAAAACGCCUCAGGACGUAGCGCGGCGAAUGAUGAACAGAUCUACAACACCUGCUGCAAUAGAGGAUGACGGCGCCGCGGCUGCCAUGCAUGCAGGAAAGACUUACCCCUUCCAUCUGGCAUUAGCGAACCCGCUCUAUGAUCCUAUCCAAGUCCGACUUUCGGUUCAAAGGGUGCACGUUGCAGCGGGUGAUGGAGAGAAGGCUCGUCGACCGCCAUUUUCUAUUUCGUUACCGACAUCGGUGUUUCCUAUUGCUGCGUUUGCAGAAGCUUGGGAGUACGAGGACGAUGACGAGGAUAUGGACAUGUUUGGGCUGGACGACGAUGAAAUAGGGCUUCGUCCAGCGAGGGAGAAGGAAGGCAGAGGGAAGGCGAAGACCAUUGGCGUUAUAGAGAAGCGGGCAAAUGUCACUGUUGUUGGUGGCGAGGUGGUCCUCGGAAAAGAAGCACGAGGCAAUGUCAAGUUUAACAUGCUCGUCACGUACACGUACCGCUCGGACGAUCCAACGCCGUCGGAAGGAAACGAUGGACUUGACGUCUCUCCGUCUAAAGGGUCCAAACAGCCUCAGGCCGAAACAAAAACAUUCACCUUCUAUACAGUAGUGGAUCUUGGGUCAGUCAUACCUAGGGAAGAGCCCAAGGAUGAUACCGAUUUUUAG
Molecule: messenger RNA, 1710 nt
Organism: Guyanagaster necrorhizus
Lineage: Eukaryota; Fungi; Basidiomycota; Agaricomycetes; Agaricales; Physalacriaceae
Exons: 5
Coding region: 1-1710 (569 amino acids)
Cellular component (GO): dynactin complex
Source: RefSeq, a predicted model, not a curated record